GGUGGCUUCAGAUCCGCCACACGGAGAGGAAAGGCUGAGAAAGUGACGAGGGCUUGAUGUAGGGUUUUUUAAAAAGAAGGCUCGAGGAGUGUUUUAUUAUUUUUUGAUGAGUGGCACACCAAAGAUUUAAACACAGACACAGCCAAAAUGCUCUGCCACGUUACUCGUCCGGAUUCGGUGGUUAUGGAAGUGGAAGUUGAUGCGAAGGCGAAUGGUGAAGACUGUCUGAAUAAGGUUUGCAGAAAGUUGGGCAUAAUAGAAGUGGACUACUUUGGGCUGCAGUUCACUGGCAGCAAAGGCGAGAACCUGUGGCUGAAUCUGAGGAACCGCAUAUGCCAGCAGAUGGAUAACUUGACGCCGUGUCGACUGAGGCUGCGGGUCAAGUUCUUUGUGGAGCCCCAUCUGAUUCUGCAGGAACAGACGAGACACGUCUUCUUCAUGCACGUGAAGGAAGACCUCCACAAUGGUCACCUGCGCAUGGGCUCCGAACAAGCAGAAGAACUGAGUGCGCUGCUGGCACAGGCCGAGUUCGGCGACUACAACCAAAACACAGCACAGUACUGGUACUCUGAACUGUGCGGAGAGGAGCCCAGCUCGUCCACCACGGACAGUAUCAUUUCCAGACACAAAGCUCUGGAGGGCUCAAGUCAGGGAUCUGUGGAGUACCAGGCCCUCCAAUUGGUAUCCUCUCUGGAGCAUUACGGUGUGGAAUGGCACUGGGUUCGUGACGCAAACGGCCAACGAUUGGCCAUUGGGGUCGGACCGGAGGGGAUUGCCAUCUGCAAGGAGGACUUCAGCUUAGUCAACAGAGUAAGUUAUCCAGUCAUCCAGAUCGCCACCCAGUCAGGGAAAACUGUGUACCUAACAGUGACCAAGGACACAAGUGACAGCGUGGUGCUUUUGUUCAAGCUGAUAAGUAACCGGGCAGCCAGUGGACUGUACCGAGCCAUCACAGAAACCCAUGCCUUCUACAGGUGUGACACAGUUACCAAUGCAGUGAUGAUGCAGUACAGCAGAGACUUUAAAGGCCACCUGGCUUCACUUUUCCUCAACGAGAACAUCAACCUGGGCAAGAAAUACGUCUUUGACAUUCGACGCACGUCCAAGGAGGUGUACGACCACGCCCGCCGCGCUCUCUACAACUCCGGAGUCGUGGACCUGAUGUCCCGCUCCGGCAGCGGCGACCGCUCCUCUCCCUCGCGCUCCCCCAGCAGAGACGACCAGCAGGACGAGGAGCUGGACUGUGGAAGCUGCCAGCAGAGCCGAGCCCUGCAGGAGCGUCUGCAGAAGCUCAGAGAGGCUCUGCUGUGCAUGCUGUGCUGCGAGGAGGAGAUAGACGCUGCGUUCUGCCCCUGUGGACAUAUGGUGUGCUGCCAGACCUGUGCCAAUCAGCUCCAGUUGUGUCCCGUGUGUCGCUCGGAGGUGGAACAUGUGCAGCACAUCUACCUUCCCACCUGCACCAGCCUGUUGAGCCUGACGCUGACCGACAACCACCAGCAGCACCGCAGCAGCGUUCCCACACCCAUCCACAGAGAAAUGGCGUCCCCCCACAGCUGCUCGUCGACAGAGUUCGAACACAAGAUCUACCACACAUAAAAAGCAACUCCACCAAAACUCCAGCAUGAACUCCUUUUUUUUUUUUUUUGAGCCACACCAGCCCGCUUUCAAGGUCUCACAAAGAAGGAACAUUUCUUGUCCGUCUGAGAUACCAAACAUGUAGAGACGCGACGUAAUCGAAGGAUGGACGCACUCAAACCACUCCCUCAGCUACUGUGUGUGUGUGUGUGAGUUUAAUUGUUAUUUCAACUCAUUUUAAGUAUUGUUGCCACUGGCUGAGUGUCACUGCGUCCAGAUCUUGUACGUUUUAAACAUCAUCCCCUGCCAAAACAUUGUUUUUAGAUUAGGCUCGUUUUGUCUUUAAAUUAUUGCAUCAGUUGACCUGAUACAGAUUACCUAGUCAUAUUUUUUUAUUUUUUUUGUCUUUGCUCCAUAUCAGGUCUCCUAGCCCCAGAAACCGAACCAUUUGAUGGACUUGUGUGUUUUUGAAUAUCUAAAAACUGUACAUAACGGUUGAUUUAUUUUUUUCAUUUUUAAUGCUUUCUGACAUUUUAAAGCUUCUCUGUUUUUAUGUGAACAUAAUUUUAUGAAAUAACAGAGUGAAAGGCUUUUUCUUUUUUAUAUAUAUAUAUAUAUAUAUAUAUAUUUAAUUUCUUAUUUGUUUUUCAUGUUUUCCAGCCAAUUAGAGUGUUUUUAGAGGUUAAGCAGCUCUGCAUACGAAUGAGACACAGCAGGCCACAUGGUCCUGUCAGAUUAUCUGUGGGGUAAAUCAGACUCUUAAGUGUUUUUUAGCCCAGCAGAACUAUGACUGUGGAUGUGAAGUGCAGUACUUCACUGACACUCCCACAACCUCGUUCACCUUGAAAACUGGUUUUGUUGUCUAACUGCCUCUUGUCCAAAACAACAAGCCUAGUUUUAUAAUCGCUGCACCUUUAACUUGUUUUUUUGUUUUUAUCUCUAUGCCAACAGAAAUUCAGAGCCUAAGAACCAUUAUUAGGGUUAUUUACAAUCAGGAAAUAGUCCUGUAGCUGCUUCCUCUAAAAACACCACUCAUCUUUUUGAACUAGUCAGUUAUUUUCUGAUACUUUUAUAAAAGGGUACUAGGAGAUCUAUCUGUGCAAUAAUUGCUUGCUUUUGAAAAGCUUUUUCAUUUACACAUUUUAUUUAAUUUCAAAGACUAUAUUUAAAAAAAAAAGAGAGAGAAACCACAACAUUGUCACUUUACCAAGGAGAUGUUCCACAUGUGUGUAGGGGAGUUUGGCCUUAAUGUAGCAGCAACACCUUGUUUAUGAUAAACUUUCCACAGAUAUUUUUUUCUGUUAAGAAAAACUGAAUUUCUUUAAUGCUGACUUGAUUUAAGCUCAGUCACUGCAGGGGAAGGACUUUUUAUUUUUCACAUUGUACAUGUAGGGAUUUGUUUCUGUUUUCUGAAGCAAAAGCCACUAUGCUCUGUAAAGUAAUUCUUGGAGAGGAAUCCUUUUGAUAUAUUCUGUUUUUAACAAAAGACAAAGUAUUAAUAAAGUUGUUUUUAAAAAAACCAAA
Labrus bergylta (ballan wrasse) is the source of this 3099-nucleotide messenger RNA. RefSeq names its product myosin regulatory light chain interacting protein a (gene mylipa). Gene Ontology annotation, molecular function: ubiquitin-protein transferase activity. Gene Ontology annotation, biological process: ubiquitin-dependent protein catabolic process. Gene Ontology annotation, cellular component: cytoskeleton. The record is from RefSeq and is a predicted model, not a curated record. Lineage: Eukaryota; Metazoa; Chordata; Actinopteri; Labriformes; Labridae.